AUGGCCAUACGUUCGCGACCACCCUGGGAGAAACAAAGCAAUGCACCAACGGCUGAUGAAUCAAGCGGAACACACGCAUCCGACAUUUCGACAGAUUUUGAGUUCUUGAAUGAUUCAUUCGCGCGAGCCAGUGCGGCACCGGCAUCAUUCCCCCAAUUUCAAGAGCUGCCGCUUGAACUGCGAGAGUACAUCUGGGAAUUCAGCCUUCCCCAGCAACGCAUCCUCAAGGUGACGGUGGUUGGACAAAAUCUGGCUGAGAUAUCUGCACUUCCCUCUGAGAAAGAUGAGACCAAGGACCCAUCAUACCCGCGAUACAACAGAGAAAAUUAUUUAGGCAGCAUUGUCAGCGAUGCCAGCUACCAUUUGCGUUUACGCUCGACGAGCAGCAAUUCACCACUACUAUAUACAAACCGUGAGGCAAACAAAGUCGCUAAUCGAGUAUACCGUGUGGGUGUCCCCGUGUUCCACGGACGCUGCCGAAAAGCACGCGGAAGAAACACAGCGCUGCACGUCGCAAAAUCCGCCUCGCCAUGCUUACGAUUUUGCCCGGAACGAGAUACUGUCCUCAUCACUAUCGAGCGCAACGAGGAUGAACCCUGCUUUGUCCACUUCGUACAUGAUGCGCUGGCGUACGAUCCGAACGACAAAGGGAUCCUCCACAUGGCUAUCAUGAGCGACGACUCGCCGUCGUGUACGCGUUUGCCUAUACGGCUGUCUAAUCUCCAUAGUCGCGCCCGAGGUGCUUUGACUUCCACUCUUAGGAGCCUAGAGAGCGUGAGCCUCAUUCAUCUUUUCCGCGCGAAGUACCGCCAAAUGUACUCUAGCUUGCAGUCACAUUUCCUCUCCAAUGACAUUCAUCAGACAGAGAUGGUCCGCUUCAACAGAGCCUACCCUUUGUGGUCGAGCACUGCCUCUUAUUCGACUUUACCGGCCGAUCCCCGUCCUGUAUCUCGUUAUUUGGAUCUGGUCGACUGCGGAUGGGACCCACAGAGCCUCAUACGCGCCUGGCGCAUGCUCGAAGAAGCUUAUGAUGUCCCGCCGACCUCACCAGAGAAGAUGCGCGUGCUUAUCGCGACGACUGAUGACGAGGAGAGCCUUGAGAUUGCGACUACCUCCCAAGCACGUUGGUUUCGACAGCAAGAGGAGAUACUAGCGAGCCACAUGUGGAGAAAGUGGGGAUUCUUCGAUCUACAUUUUCCAGAGCUCCAGAAUCCGGAUACUGAGGAGAGCCUUGAGUUCUCGAAGAAGCAAAAUGCCAUAGGCUUCUGGUCGAUACCACUUGAGGCGUUUGGUCCUGUGCCGAAGGUGCCUUACGAUACGCAUCGAUGGCGGAUGACGCGGGUAUGUGACUUCACUCCGUUUGAGUCGCAAAUCCAGCUUGGCGUCUUUCAUAUCACAUAG
Messenger RNA from Didymosphaeria variabile, 1401 nucleotides. RefSeq lists its product as uncharacterized. Lineage: Eukaryota; Fungi; Ascomycota; Dothideomycetes; Pleosporales; Didymosphaeriaceae. The record is from RefSeq and is a predicted model, not a curated record. The transcript has 2 exons. The coding region runs from base 1 to 1401 and encodes 466 amino acids.